Messenger RNA from Symbiodinium pilosum, 789 nucleotides. NCBI's taxonomy places the organism in Eukaryota, Dinophyceae, Suessiales, Symbiodiniaceae. The record is from the annotation of a GenBank genome assembly.
GCGCUCCCGGGCGGGGACGCAGCGUCGCAGCUGGGUGCGCAGAGUCAGGCUUAUCCUGGAGGAUUUGGGCCUGGGCAGCUCCGGGUUGAGGCCCCACCUUCUGAAUGGUCCUCAGCAGCACCGAACUUCGGCACUGGCCCUGGAAGCUUCGUCCCUGGUAUGCAAGCUGCGCAGCAACCGCCAAGUUUCAUGCCGAAUGGUUCGACGGGGCAGGGCGGCUUCGUGAAUGGUGCAGCUGCACCAAUGUACCAGCAGAAUGGACAGGCACAGGCGCCGCCGUGGCACCAGCAGAACGGAGCACCUUGUGGUACUGCUACUGCUGCCGCGCCUCCUGAGGUACAGGACAGACCAGCAGACCUCUCUUCCCAGGAGAGCUUUCAAGGCGCUUUCUGGAUGUACCAGGCACGCAACCAGAGCGCUUUGCAGGCAUCCAUUGACAGAUUGUUGCAAGAAAGCAUCAGCAGCGAUGAGCUGGAGUGCAUCAUAUGCGGCAAGGACGAUUUCAACUGUUUGGAAGAUUUUCAGCGAUGCUUGGAGAGUUUCGAGCACUUUGCAAAGUUGCUGAAGCUCGUCGGCUACCCGAAGGACCCGAAGGCCAAGCAGGUGAAGGUGAUGAAGCAGGAGUUCUGUGGUGGUCGUUUGGCGCUGGACCACUGGACACACAUCCUGACGGAAGAGCGUCAGGAUCGUUCACCAAGCAGCCGCCGUGGUUUCCCUGAAGUGGCAGGAGCAGCAGCACCACCAACCAUGAACCCAGAGGAAACAGGCGUCCCAGGUUUGCCACUGUGA